Saccostrea echinata is the source of this 4879-nucleotide messenger RNA. Its product is annotated as oxysterol-binding protein 1-like. Bases 60 to 2366 code for a protein of 768 amino acids. The transcript has 13 exons. Gene Ontology annotation, molecular function: sterol binding. The record is from RefSeq and is a predicted model, not a curated record. Gene Ontology annotation, cellular component: cytosol; membrane; intracellular membrane-bounded organelle. NCBI's taxonomy places the organism in Eukaryota, Metazoa, Mollusca, Bivalvia, Ostreida, Ostreidae.
AAGGAAAACAUAUAAUUUUUUUCAAUAAUUAAAGAAGUAUAGUUGUUGGCAUCAGGAGGAUGUCUGAUAAUCGGUCUGUACACCAGUCCAACUAUCGUGGCUGGUUGUACAAGUGGACAAACUAUUUGAGAGGUUACCAGAAGCGUUGGUUUGUUCUGCAAAAUGGACUUCUUUCCUAUUACAGAAAUCAGGCAGAAAUGGCUCAUACUUGCAGGGGUACAAUUAAUCUCGCAAAUGCAUACAUCCACACAGAAGACUCCAAUACAAUAGUCAUCUCCAACAGUGGCACCCACACAUUUUACCUCAAGGCAACUUCAGAAGUAGAGCGUCAGAAAUGGGUGACAGCCUUAGAACUUGCCAAAGCUGAUGCUAUCAAGCUUAAUGAACCUGCAGACAGUGAUGAAGAAGUAGAACCAGAGCCCGAUAAGAAUGAGUUACAGAAUAUGGUAAAAACAUUGACAUCUAAACUAGAGGACAUGAAUACAUGCAAUGAUCUAAUUGCCAAGCACGGCAGUGGUCUUCAAAGAGCAUUAACAGAGCUGGAGUCAAUGGAUAACCCUAGUGAAGCUGGUGGAAAACUGAAAGUCAUAAAUGAAAGAGCAACCAUGUUUAGGAUCACCACCAAUGCUAUGAUCAAUGCUUGUGGGGAGUACCUUGAUGUAGCUCAGAAUCAGGUGAAGAGACUACAGAAGAUUGUCAAUUAUGAACACGAACAAAGGAUGAAGUUAGAGGAGAUGGUGGAGCACCUUGCCAAAGAACAGGUUACUUUGGAAGCCAAAGCCAAACAAUCCAUGGGACAGGCCCCAAUCAAGAAAGGACCUGGGGGGUCAGAUGAGGAGGACUUCUAUGAUGCUUUGGAUUACCAGGCUGAGGAAUUUGAAGUUGCUCUCCCUCACACUCAAACAAAACACAGAAGGACAGACAGUAGCUUAAGUUUUGACAGCCAGGCUGAUGAACGAAGCAGUGACCUCAGCAGUGAAGCUGAAGAAUCCGAGGGACAGGAAGCCAGAGUCUACUCCCACAAGUCUAAACAGGGGGCCUCCAAACAGCCUACAGCAAGUGUGAAAUCUCGUGUCAAAAGAAAUGCCAGUGGAGAUAUGAAGAAGAAUGGGGACACUCAACUUGUGGUAGCUAAACCCACCACAGUCCGAAAAGGAGCUCGAGUAAGACGAACAACGAUCCCACCAAAGCCAAACUACAGUCUCAAUCUUUGGAGUAUAAUGAAGAACUGUAUAGGAAAAGAUCUCUCCAAAAUCCCUAUGCCUGUAAAUUUUAGCGAACCAUUGUCCAUGCUGCAGCGUUUGACUGAGGAUUUUGAAUACUCGGACUGUCUAGAUCGUGCAGCAGCAUGUGAGGAUUCGGCUGAACAGUUGGUCCAUGUGGCAGCCUUUACAAUCUCUUCUUACUCCACUACCACCAAUCGUACCACAAAACCAUUCAAUCCUCUUCUUGGAGAAACAUAUGAAUGUGACAGAACAGAUGACCUGGGCUGGAAGUCAUUCGCAGAACAGGUUAGCCACCAUCCGCCCACAGCCUCCCAAUAUACAGAGGGCAAUGGAUGGUCAUUGUGGCAGGAAUUCACAAUGGGGAGCAAAUUUCGAGGAAAAUAUCUCCAAAUUAUUCCUCUUGGUAUAGCCCACCUUGUAUUUAAGAAGUCAGGCAAUCAUUACACCUGGAGAAAAGUUACCACAACUGUUCACAACAUCAUUGUGGGCAAGUUAUGGGUGGAUAACCAUGGUGAAAUGGAUAUAACCAAUCACAAAACACAAGACAAAUGUCAUCUCAAGUACUCUGCCUAUAGUUACUUCUCCAGAGAAAUUCCAAGAAAGGUUACGGGGGUGGUGACCGAUCAAGAGGGUGCUGCUAAGUGGGUCCUAACAGGAACCUGGGACAAAAGAAUGGAGGCCGCCAAGGUGGUGCACAUUGACGAGUCCAACAAAGGAAAGCCUGUGUUUGAGACGGGCCCACACAUCUGUAUCUGGGAGAAGAGGCCAUUACCGCCAGGAGCAGAGAAGAUGUAUAAUUUCACAUCACUGGCUGUGACACUUAAUGAACCGGAGGAAGGCGUGGCACCGACAGACUCCCGUCUGAGACCAGAUCAGCGGGCCAUGGAGGAAGGAAAAUGGGACGAAGCCAAUAAAUUCAAACUACAGCUAGAAGAAAAACAGAGGGCUGCCAGGAAAAAACGUGAAGCUGAGGCAGAGGAGGCAGCCAAAAGGGGAGAACCAGUUAAAGGAUACCAGGCAGUGUGGUUUGAAAUGAAACAAGACUCUAUUACAGGAAGUCCCAUACAUAUGUACAAUGGACGAUACUGGAAUUGUAAAGAGAAAGGUGAUUGGUCAGCUUGUCCUAACAUAUUCUUAUAGCUGGUGUGAUAAUUUAGGAAUUGUUUUAUUACCAAAGUAGCCAAUUGAUCAUGACAGAAGUCUAUCAAAAAGAGAUGCAGGUUUUAAUUGUGAUAUGAAAAUUGAAAAAAAAUCCAUUGGUUUUGAUAUAUUAAGUAUUUGAUUAUAAUCAAUGUCUUCAAUUGUUAUGGUAUAGUCAAGCAAUGUAUACAUGAUUGUGUGUGUGAGAGAGAGGGUGUGUGUGUGUGUGUGUUUCUGUAAGAGAGAGAGAGAGAGAGAGAGAGAGAGAGAGAGAGUCCACUAUAUGAGUUGAUGGAGAGACAUUAGUACAAAGCAAUAAUAACAAGAUUACAGUGAUAAUCCUCAUUCACAUUCAUUCAUCCACAUAUUCUCAGUUGAUUUUGAUUAAUCUUUUACAAAUGGUUCAGUUCAUUCAGUUUGGUGCCAUAUUUUACUUGUAUUUUGUACUGUGUGUACAGUAGAUCCAGACUAUAUCCCUGGCUAUGUGUAUGCUGUACUGUACAGUAGAUCCAGACUAUAUCCCUGGCCAUGUAUAUGGUGUACUGUACAGUAGAUCCAGACUGUAUCCCUGGCCAUGUGUGUGGUGUAUUGUACAGUAGAUCCAGACUAUAUCCCUGGCCAUGUAUAUGCUGUACUGUACAGUAGAUCUAGACUGUAUCCCUGGCCAUGUGUGUGGUGUACUGUACAGUAUAUCCAGACUAUAUCCCUGGCCAUGUAUAUGGUGUACUGUACAGUAGAUGCAGACUGUAUCCCUGGCCAUGUGUGUGGUGUACUGUACAGUAGAUCCAGACUAUAUCCAUGGGUGUACUGUCUGUACAGUAGAUUCUGACUUUUCACUGGCCCUGUGUAUUUUGUAACUAUCCCUGAUCAUGUGUAGAUCCAGACUGUGUAUCCCCGGUCACAGAGCUCUGAAUUUUUAUUGUUACCCAACAUUCCUUUCUUGCCUUUGUUUUAUUUAUUCAAGUCUUUUUUUUAUAUAUAUAAUUUAAAAGCUGACCAUUUUUAUGACAUGAAGCAGGAGUUGAUGACAUGAUAAUGUGAAUUUAUAGCAGUGUUGUGAUGUUCAUGUGGCUUUUGCUCAGUAUGCAUCAAUGCAUUACCUCUUGUAGCAAAUGUUUGUUUUUAUGCAAUGAAUAUAUCAAAGUUUGACUUUUUAUUCCCUUGAUUGUACAUAAAGCCUUUGUAAAUCAUUGAUUUUGUGUAAAUUCAGACAAGAAUUAGUAUAGCGUAGGAAAGAUUUGUGAACACAUGCACUGCAGUUCGUUGAUUAUGUGUAAUCUAUGAUAUAAUUUGGGAUUGCAGUAUUGUGAUUAAUAUGCAUUGCUUGAAUUAUAUCAUGUAUGUAUAUAUAUAGGAACAAGUCACAUUGACUGCAUAUUUUAAUUUAAAAAAAACUGUGGAGUAAGAGUCCUUUGACAUUGACAGUUUUGAUUAAUAUAUUGUCUGGUAUUACUGAUGUGUUUGUAAAUGUACGAGAAAAACAUUUUUUUCACAUUUUGUAAAAAUUCAUGUUGAUGGAACAGGACGGUAAGAUAGAAUGUUUACUUUGUAAACUCUUCAAUAUAUUAGUACAAUGUUGUUUGUUUUAUUGCUAAUAUAUUUUAGAGUGGUUUUAAGUGGAAGUUUUCUCAAUAUAUCACGCAACACAUUAUUACAAGGAUCUCUAUGAGAGAGAAAUGUACACUGCUAUUGUAAUCUUUAAAAUGAAUUUAGUCAGUUUUAACAUGGGCAUUCUUGUUUUACAAUACCUUUAUGUGUAUUCAGACAUAUAUCACUAUAAUCAUAUCUCAGGAUUAAGUGCAUUAUGAUUUGUGUGGCCACUGAGUUCUGUGGAAAUGACUGGAAAAAAAAACACAACAUAUUGAUCAAAAUUUUUAUCGAAGUUUUGGAGGCCCACACUAUUGCAGCAAAUCAUGCAGUAGAUCUGACAUAAUCAAAAUCACCUUUUCUGGAUAUAUAUAAAUAUUACCUAUGUAUUCCCAUUGCAAUAAUUUUAUUGAGAAGCAUGUCAUCAUGUGUAAAAAGUUUCUCAAAGAAAAAAAAACAAAUAACUGGAUUUUGUUCUCAUUGGUUGGGAUACUGUGACACUGUAUUACAAGACUUUGGAAAUCACAUGUAAACUUCAGAGUUACAAGGACCAUAUUUGAUGAAUCAUACAUGUACGUAGCAUGCUAAUCAGUUUUUGUAUAUGUCGGAUACAAGUGUAUUUUCUUUUUCAUUGAAUACCUGGGGUAAAAAUUCCAAGAUAAUAUAAUGAGGUAUGAUAUUGUUGAUAUGCCCAACUUAUUGACAUGUAUAAAAACGCUUGCUCUUUUACUAGUCAGCACAAGCUUGAGUGAAUGUUGUAGAACUCUGGUGAAUCUAUUUCACAAGCUUGAGUGAAUGUUGUACGUAGAAUGUGAACUUCAGUGAAUCUAUUUCACAAGCUUGAGUGAAUGUUGCUUCUCUGGUUAAGCUAUAUUGGUCAUAUUGGACCUUUUUGAAAUGUUAAAAUAAAUGAAAAAUAAAACACA